Morchella importuna is the source of this 453-nucleotide messenger RNA. RefSeq lists its product as uncharacterized. The transcript has a single exon. Lineage: Eukaryota; Fungi; Ascomycota; Pezizomycetes; Pezizales; Morchellaceae. The record is from RefSeq and is a predicted model, not a curated record. Bases 1 to 453 code for a protein of 150 amino acids.
AUGCCCAUCAAAGACCUCUUCCGCUCUUCCAAACUUGGCCCCGAAGACGGCACAACCCCAGCCACCAUCAUCUCCCCCAUCGAAGAAGAAAUCACCAUCCUCUCUGACAUCACUCAAGAGCUUGUCAAGACCCUCUCCGCGCCGCCCUCGAGCGAGCAGCCUCUCAGCGUGGACCAGGAGCAGUACCGCUACCUGCAGGAGAUGUUCGACAAAGGUGUUUCCAGCCGCAAUAAGAUCCACCAUAUGAUCGCGGAGGGAGACGUCAACAGGGCAGUGGUGAGAAAGUACGAGGAAGCGAAGAAGGAGUUUGAUUAUUUGCUCCACGCAUAUAUGCAGGGAAAGACAACGAAGGUGGAGGAGAAGGCAGAGCCGGAGGCGAAGAGCUUGUUGAAGAGGGCGGGAGAUAGGUUGAGGAAGAUGAAGGGCUCCAAGGGGGCGGAUGGAGAGGUCUAG